CGUGGACUUUGCGCCAGUUGCGCACACCGGCGGUCCCAGGUGAGCGAGCGGCCGAGGUCAGCGACAGAAGCAAACUCAGCCCGGAAAGAUUUCUGACCCUGAGAGCGACGCGAUGGGAGGUAAAUCACACGAGAGCUUCUGCUGAGCGUCCGGAAUGCUUUCUUCGAGGAACGCGUGUUGAGCACAGUGAUCCGGGACGUGGAGAUGGUCACUUGGGCGUCCUUGCUGACAGCAUGCCUAUGGAUCCCACUGCAUGGCACCUGGGGACAGCGCGCGUGCCCAUCUCCUCCUCGCACGCUGGUGGACUUCACUGUAAAGUACACCAUCCCCUACUUCCAGACAGGAAGUCCUAUUCAGAACAUAGUGGUCAACAGGGACAAGGAUGACGGUAAGGGGGAGGUGUACGUUGGGAGCCGGAAUGCGGUGGAGGCGGUCGACGCCGAUUUAGGAAGCAUCUGGCGACUCAAGACUGGACCCGUUGGUGACGCUGGAUGUAAAACCUGCCAGGUGUGCGGCCUUAAGUCCGAUCCUGACGAGCGGCUGGAUACGGACAACGAGGUUUUACUGUUGGAUCCUGAUUUAUUCCUCCUACCGUACUUGUAUGUUUGUGGAAGCACUCAGCACGGGGGGUGCUUCUCUAUUAACAUCAACGUUUCAGAGCCCGAGCCACAGUGUUUAUACAAAAAGGAGCAAAACUCUCCAUCCAAGUGUCCAGACUGUCUGGCCAGUCCACUUGGCACCAAAGUCACCAUCGCUGACGAUGGAGCCACGUCGUUCUUCUUUGUGGCAAACUCUGUGGAUGCCAGAGUAGCACAGAGAUAUCCCAGGAGGUCCAUAUCCGUGGUGAGGCCUCUUUCGACUGAAGAUGGCUUUCAGCUGGUCACGGAUGGCCUGACGGUGCUCCCCCAUCUGCAGAACUCCUACAGGAUUGAUUAUAUUUACAGCUUCUCCACCAAAGAGCACGUCUACUUCCUGUCCCUGCAAAGAGAGAAUCCCGACAAGGGCAAUUCAACGUUCCAGACUCGCCUGGGACGGCUGCCGAUAAUAAGUCCCGAGGCGUGGAUGUACCGGGAGGUGGUCCUGGAGUGCCGGUACGAGCCCAAGCGCAGGAGGAGGCGCAGGGAGGCUUUCAAGGACGUCGUAUUCAACGGGCUGCAGGCGGCGCACUACGGGCCCGUGGGGCGGGACUUGGCCGGCGAGCUGGGGCUGGACGAGACGGAGGACAUGCUGUACGGGGUGUUCGCCGAGGUGGACGCUCGCGGACAGGCUCGGAGGAACUCGGCCCUGUGCGCCUUCUCUCUGCCCAAAGUCAACUACGCCAUCGAUAAAGGUGUGGAGGACUGCUGCAGCAGGGGCACGGAGCAGCUGUCCAGAGGCCUCUGCCAUUUCCAGCCCUGCGAGAGCUGCCCGCACGAGAGCUCGGGGGAUAACGACAAGUGCAAAGACGUGCCCACUCUGGUGUCAAAGCCGUACUACAGAGUGGACCUGUUCAACAGGCAGAUGAGAGACGUGCUGUUCACUGCUGUCCUGGUCACGACCACUGGGAAGCACACGCUGGGCCACUUCGGCACCUCUGACGGCCGGAUGCUGCAGUUGGUCCUCACCACAUACAGGCCUGUUGUCUUUGCCAACUACUCUCUGGGCGACGCUGCCGUCUCCAGGACAGCAGCCGUGUACUCGAACGCCUCACUCCUCUUCGUAGUGGGAAAUAAGAUGUUCAGAGUUCCGUCUGCAGGACCCGGCUGUGCACAUUUCCAGACGUGCUCCGUGUGUUUGACGGCCCCGCGCUUCAUGCAGUGCGGCUGGUGCUCAGGAACCUGCUCCCGGCAGUGGGAGUGCUCCUCCGAAUGGAGCAACGAGUCCUGCGCCCCGGUUCUAACGGAGUUCUUCCCGAAGGCGGCGCCCGCUGGUGGUCAGACGGUCCUCACGCUCUGCGGCCGGGACUUCCAGUCCCCUCAGCGGCCCGCCAUCGUGAGCGGGUCGACCCACGUGGUCGGCGCCGGCCCGGGGGGCUCGUGUGCCGUCCUGCCUGAGAGGAGCAGCAGCGAAGUCCUGAUAUGCAAGAUUAAAGGGACCAAACCAAACCCGGACCUUAACAUCACGCUGGACGUGCACGAGAGGGCAGUGGAGGGCUCCUACUCCAUCCAAGGCUCCACUUGGAUGCCUGGCUUUUCAUUAGUGGAGCCUGUUAUAACUGAUAUCACACCCGGUUAUGGACCCGUGUUUGGAGGAACAGCGGUUACAAUCACAGGCAGAUAUUUGGACUCUGGGACCGACAGGACCGUCUUCAUUGGUGAUAAACAGUGCAGCAUUCCUGGAGGAAAUGGGGAUUUGUCUUCAAUUGUUUGCCAAACAGCAGCUGCCGCGGGUGUCGGGAAGGUGCCGGUGAAAAUGGUCAUUGACACUUUGCAAGCAGCCUCGGCUUCUACGUUCUUCUACAAGUCGAACCCCGUCGUGACCUCCGUGCAUCCGCUCUGCAGUUUCAAAAGCGGCUCCACGCUGCUGAUAGAAGGUCACAACCUCCACUCUGCCCACAAAAUAGUGGUUCAGUACACCUCCAAAAGUCUCCCGCAUCCCCUCUAUCAGGUCUGCAACGGCACAGUGAACGCCACGCACGCCGAGUGUCUGGCUCCGGCCUUUCAGGAGGAAAUGCCCGAGGACAAGUCUGACGCGGGAAAUAUUUCCAUCCACAUGGACGGAAAACGCGACCUGUGGACGAGACGCUUCGACUACCACCCCGACGCCGUCAUCAUUCCCUUUGAAAGCGAUGACAACGAAUUAGUUUUAAAGCUGGGAGACACCGAGGUUUCAAUGCACCAUAACCACCUAAAGACAGCGAGCACGUGCAUGAAGAUCACCAUGACCGUCGGCGACGUGCCCUGCAACGCUCAGGUCCUGCUGAACGUGCUGACCUGCAGGAUCCCCAAGAGCGUGGAGGUCCCCAGUGGGGGGUUACCUGUCAGGGUGUCUGUGAACGGGAAGGUGUACGACGUGGGCACAGUGGUGCGUAGCGGCCACAACAACGCCGUGUUAGUGGGCAUCGUGCUGGGCAUCGUCGGUGCUCUGGUCCUGGGGGCCGCCCUGGCUUUACUCAUAAUGAAGCAUCUAAGAAAGAAAAAGAGAGCCAAUGUGGAGAAUCGUUUGUCAGCCACGCUUUCACGGACCCGCAUGGGCAGCAACAACGACUUCGCGCUGUCCGGAGACUACAGACGAGGUUUGUCUAGUCAGAAUUCCGGCUCAGGGGGAAUGGCCUUCCAAGGGCUUCUAUACGCUGCCAGCCACGACCAUCUCGACGUUCCCGUCCCACGGGACAACAUCUCCAUGGUCAGUCUGAGUGCCGAGCUGCUGGAAGAGGUGAAAGAUGUGCUGAUCCCCGCCGACAUGCUCCGAAUUGACGACAUUCAGAUUAUUGGCAAAGGCCACUUUGGGACGGUGUAUCACGGGUACCUGAUAGACAGCAACAAGCAAGAGACCCACUGUGCUGUUAAAUCACUGAACCGAAUCACAGACUUGGGGGAGGUGGACCAGUUCCUCAGAGAAGGCAUCAUCAUGAAGGGUUUCCACCACCCCAACAUCCUGUCUCUGCUGGGCAUCAUGCUCCCUAAAGAAGGGCUCCCCCUGGUGGUCCUGCCGUACAUGAAGCACGGAGACGUGCGUCACUUCAUCCGUUCGGAGAAAAGGAACCCGACGGUCAAAGACCUCAUAGGGUUUGGCCUCCAGGUUGCCAGGGGGAUGGAAUAUUUAGCCCAGAAGAAGUUUGUGCACAGAGACCUUGCCGCACGUAACUGCAUGCUGGACGAGAACUUCACGGUGAAGGUGGCCGAUUUCGGCAUGGCGCGGGACAUUUACGACAAAGAGUACUACAGCAUUCAAGAUCACAAACGGGCGAGGCUGCCGGUGAAGUGGAUGGCCAUCGAAAGUCUGCAGACACAGAAGUUCACCACCAAGUCUGACGUGUGGUCGUACGGCAUCCUGAUGUGGGAGCUGCUGACCAGAGGGGCCAGUCCGUAUCCAAACGUGGACCCCUACGACAUCACGCACUUCCUGUUGAAGGGACGCCGGCUUCCGCAGCCACAGUUUUGCCCCGACGACCUCUACGCGGUCAUGCUGGCGUGUUGGGACCCGGAGCCCGAGCACAGGCCUGGCUUCCACAGCCUGGUUACAGAAGUACAACACAUCCUGUCCUGUCUGGCAGGAGAGCACUACAUCGAUCUGAAGGUCACGUACGUGAACUUGGACCAGCCCAGGCCGUACCCGGCGCUGACCGGGUCUGCGGACGAGGCGGAGGACUCCGACUUGGAGAUAGAAAGCUACGCCACCAGCCUUCUGCCGCAGGCGUAGGGGAGGAAGAGCCGACGCCGGCGUCCUCAGAACUGUGUCUGCGGGUGUACGUUCACUGACGGCACUGAAACUGACACCCGCUGCUGCAGGAAAAAACACUGAUAGUUCUCCGUUUAGGUGGAAGUGGAUGUAAUGUAAUUGUGACUUAAUGAUUGUAACAUGAGCUUCAGGUAUCAGAUUGGUCAGACUUAAUAUUUGUCUCUCAGAGUGUGAGAGCGCUGACUCAUGCUCAGGGGUCAGCUGUCCUGCCAUAAUGUGUAGUGGAAGUAUACGCAACACAAAAUAAGUGAAUAACUAAACAAGAGGGAGUUUUUCUGCACUAGUCGCAAAUCAUCUGCAGCUGCAGCAGGAAGCACCUGUAGUGUUGAUUCUUACCAGCAGAGAGCAACAGAUGCCUCCUUCUGAUGCUGUAGCACAGUAGCGCUCGGUGCUGCAGUGAUGAAGGUGUUACAUAAGCAGAAGCACUAGUAACUCGCUUAUUUCUGACAUGUCCACACAACAGCCUGUUUUAACUCAUUCCUCCUUUCCCACAUGCAGGUAAAUCCUUUCCACAGUUGAUAAAACCAGCAGAGGCGUCUUAAACGUACGCACUGAUUCUUUUUAUACUUUUCUGAGCUGAUUUUUUC
This is a messenger RNA of Betta splendens (Siamese fighting fish), 4967 nucleotides long. Its product is annotated as macrophage-stimulating protein receptor-like. Bases 205 to 4341 code for a protein of 1378 amino acids. Gene Ontology annotation, cellular component: signaling receptor complex; membrane. The transcript has 21 exons. Lineage: Eukaryota; Metazoa; Chordata; Actinopteri; Anabantiformes; Osphronemidae. Gene Ontology annotation, biological process: multicellular organism development; protein phosphorylation; phagocytosis. Gene Ontology annotation, molecular function: ATP binding; protein binding; transmembrane receptor protein tyrosine kinase activity. The record is from RefSeq and is a predicted model, not a curated record.